Molecule: messenger RNA, 2248 nt
Organism: Striga asiatica
Lineage: Eukaryota; Viridiplantae; Streptophyta; Magnoliopsida; Lamiales; Orobanchaceae
Source: the annotation of a GenBank genome assembly
GAUCCACAUUCUUUUAUUCUUUCCCCUUGAAGAAUAGUUUAGUUUGGUUUCUCAAAUCCUGAUUCAUAGGAUUUGGGAGUUUAGUUCAUAAGUAAGUCAAAUGGGCCGAGCAUUUUCCCUAUAUUUGCUUGCUGUUCUGGCAAUUUGGGGUGGUGUUAGUGUGAAGGCAGAGGAUGCUUACAAGUAUUUCACGUGGGUCGUUACCUAUGGAACAGCUGCGCCACUUGGCGUUUCUCAACAGGUCAUAUUGAUAAAUGGACAAUUUCCUGGCCCCAGGCUUGAUACUGUCACAAAUGACAACAUAAUCAUAAACGUCAUCAAUAAACUGGACCAGCCUUUCCUUUUGACAUGGAAUGGGAUCAAACAACGAAAGAAUUGUUGGCAAGAUGGUGUUUUGGGUACAAAUUGCCCGAUCCUUCCAAAUAAGAACUACACAUACAAGUUCCAAAUGAAGGAUCAAAUCGGAAGCUACUCUUACUUCCCCUCGACACUUAUGCACAGAGCUGCCGGAGGUUUUGGAGCACUUAACAUUUAUGCUCGAAAAGUAAUUCCCGUUCCGUAUGCUCCGCCUGCAGCAGAUUAUAGCCUGCUUGUGGGUGAUUGGCGUAAGACCAGUCACAAGAGAUUGCAGCAAAUACUUGAUUCUGGAAAGACGACAUUGCCUUUCCCCGAUGCACUCCUUAUAAACGGCCAACGCAAACCUUCAUUCACUGGUGCCCAAGGGACUACAAUCAUGCUCAGGGUCACGAACAUCGGUUUAUCCACAUCUAUCAAUUUCAGAAUUCAAAACCACCCAAUGAAGCUCGUCGAGGUCGAAGGGUCCCACGUGCUCCAAAAUAUCUACGAUUCUCUCGACAUUCAUGUUGGCCAAUCAGCCACAGUCCUUGUCACCUUGGAUAAACCCCCAAAGGAUUAUCACAUUGUUGCAUCCACACGGUUUACCCAAACAGUCCUUACAGUCAUCAGCAUUUUGCGCUACUCCAACUCCAACGCUCGGGCUUCCGGGCUCCUCCCACCUGGCCCGCCUAGUGGAGUACAUUGGUCCAUGGUCCAAGCUAGAUCCUUCAGGUGGAAUCUGACCUCAAAUGCAGCUAGGCCCAACCCGCAAGGCUCGUUCCAUUACGGGAUGAUAAAUCUAACGAGGACUUUCGUGCUCGCCAACUCAGCGCCCAUUAUUAACGGCAAGCAAAGAUAUGCCGUAAAUGACAUUUCUUACGUAAACACCGAAACACCCUUGAAGCUCGCAGAUUAUUACAACAUCUCGGGUGUUUUCAGCGUCAACUCCAUUCAGAGCAUGCCAUCUGGCAGCGGCGGGCCCAGGCUCGGGACUUCUGUCUUGGGAGCCUCACUCCAUGACUUUGUCGAGAUUGUGUUUCAGAACAAUGAGGGCACGCUUCAGUCGUGGCAUGCCGACGGAUAUGACUUCUGGGUUGUCGCCUUCGGAAAAGGGCAGUGGACUCAAGCGAGCAGGCGGGCUUACAAUCUUCGUGAUGCUUUGACAAGACACACUAUACCGGUAUUUCCCAAAUCAUGGGCUGCAAUAUUAGUGUCUUUAGACAAUCAGGGCAUGUGGAAUUUGAGGUCAGCAAUUUGGGAUAGACAAUAUCUCGGACAACAAUUAUAUGUGAGGGUUUACAAUCCGAUACAAACCUUCUCAAACGAGUACGCCAUACCAGACAAUGCACUGCUUUGCGGAAAAGAUGUUGUCGUUUUACUUGCUUACAAAAUUGAUUGUACUUUCAAACAAUGGACUAUAUUGCUCGAGAAUUCGGCCGUGCGGCUCGACGGGAAGAGGAGGUAUGCCGUCAACAAGGUGCCGUACGUGAACCCGGACACACCAUUGAAGCUAGCCGACUACUUCAAUAUACCGGGCAUUUUCGGGUUGAAGUUGACUAAGGACGGCCUGCCGGCCGGGCCUGUCGUGCUUGGAAUUGCGCUCGAUUUUGCUCACCCAACUUGGCAAAGUUUGGUGGUGGGAAAUGGAAUCCUAAUUCCUACAUUGAGGCAGCGAUUUUACAAUUACAAUGAUGCCCCCACUAGGAGUAUAGUUCAGGUGUAUCCUUAUUCUUGGAGUGCAAUUCUGGUGUCUCUAGACAACAAGGGAAUGUGGAAUUUGAGGUCUGCAAACUGGCCACGUCGGUACCUUGGCCAAGAGCUGUAUGUGAGAGUGUGGAAUGACGAAUAUAGCCUUUACACCGAGUAUGAUAUGCCUUCAAAUGUACUGCUUUGUGGCAGGGCCAAGCGCUAA